Molecule: messenger RNA, 210 nt
Organism: Linum trigynum
Lineage: Eukaryota; Viridiplantae; Streptophyta; Magnoliopsida; Malpighiales; Linaceae
Source: the annotation of a GenBank genome assembly
AUGCAACGGGAUCUUCGUCCUCUGUGUCACUGGCCUUACCCAAAUCCAGACCUUGAGGCAGUUCGUGGGAGGGACUAUGACAGUUUGGAUUUGCAGGGCUUCGAGGAGAGAGAAAUCGAGGGUGACAUCUGGAUCUACGACGGUGGAUGCGGGAUGAUGGAUUUGCUGGCGACGGAAGCGAUGACAGAGGCGGAGAGGAGGAAUGGUUGA